AUGACGAGAAUCAGAGUGAUGGGCCCGAAAUCCGAUAAUCUGGGGCCCGUGAGCUACCGCCGAUGCUGUGGCGUCGACGCCAACGGCAGCGUCACCAAUAACGUGCUUGUUACGAUCAAGUUGGGGGAGCAACUACGACAGGUUGGACAGAAUGAGAAAGAGACGGGAGAGAAGGAGGAAAUGGCCAGGGAAGAGAGUACAACAAGCCAUGAGCAGACUGGGCAUUUGCCACCAGCGGCAAGGCAGCAAACAACAAAUGAUGAUGGUGGCGAUUAUGAUGUACAAAAGGACACCGAAAAAAUACCUACACAACAGGAUCACGCAGACUCGGACUCAGAGCUCGAGGUGCUUGAAGUGAGGGUUCUUCCGCCUCGAAGAGCCAUAGACACAGACGACGAGUCGGACCUUUCGUCGUUGGACGAGGAGCUCAACCAGGCUCUUUCUUCAACUACCACCAUGCCCACCCAGCUUGUCACGUCUCCCAAUAAAGAGCCUGAGCCCGUCAGCAAACCUUACCACCCACCCAUCCCCAUGCAUAAACUUCUUCCUACAUUGUACAAGCCCGUGAAGCUCCGAUCAACGCCGGCGCCUCCAGGUUACAGACAGAUCCCGCCAAACUUGGUGUGUGCCAUCCAAAGGGAACUCAACAUGUUCUUUGACACAGGAGACAACGAUAAGGACGCUUUGGAGGUGGUCAACAAGGUGAUCUUUUCUCUAAAGGAUCCUUACUCCGCGACGAAAAUCAAGCUACCGGUGAAGGCUACGACAUGCCGCCAUUUUGAGUGCUUUGAUCUUGACAAUUUCUGUACAUUUUCCAAGAUGCCCUCGGGAAUCCGCCAUACUCUACGCAAAUCGCUAGUUCAGAAAAGCCACGACGCCAGGAGACUCGAACAACUCUUUCUUAAGCAACAAAAACUCAUAGCAGAGGGGGCGUUGCUGUUCAAGGCGCCUGGUCUCGUGUACCCGCUGUUUUCUGAGCACGGCCAGAUGUUCUUUCUGGAAGUUUACAGCAGAACGCCUCCCUUGUACAAGUGUCCAUUGUGUGACGAGAAGUUCGGCUUGAAGCAGCUUUACAUCAGUGACAUCUUCAACUUCCUUGUGAAAACAACCCCUCGGUCUGUCACAAGGAUAGAGUUGGUCGAGACAGAUAAGUAUAAAAUUAUAGACGAGGAUACACCAGCGCAGGAUGAGAAGACAGCAACGCCGGACGUUGUUGUUCUCUCCGAAGACGAAUCGGACGAAGGAGAGGUGAAGAAAGAAAAAACUGCACCAGCCAACAAGUCCUUCAGUGCUGAAGAGUUCAACGAUGGCUUGGACGACAUGUUGACCCAUUUGAGCCCAGAGGAUGGCACGUGGAACAACCCGGUGACACUCUAG
Messenger RNA from Candidozyma auris, 1377 nucleotides. RefSeq names its product Fgr3p (gene FGR3). Gene Ontology annotation, biological process: protein sumoylation. The coding region runs from base 1 to 1377 and encodes 458 amino acids. NCBI's taxonomy places the organism in Eukaryota, Fungi, Ascomycota, Pichiomycetes, Serinales, Metschnikowiaceae. Gene Ontology annotation, molecular function: SUMO ligase activity. The record is from RefSeq and is a predicted model, not a curated record. The transcript has a single exon.